Saprolegnia parasitica CBS 223.65 is the source of this 1169-nucleotide messenger RNA. RefSeq lists its product as hypothetical. The record is from RefSeq and is a predicted model, not a curated record. Gene Ontology annotation, molecular function: protein prenyltransferase activity. Bases 17 to 1093 code for a protein of 358 amino acids. Gene Ontology annotation, biological process: protein prenylation. Lineage: Eukaryota; Oomycota; Saprolegniomycetes; Saprolegniales; Saprolegniaceae. Gene Ontology annotation, cellular component: cytoplasm. The transcript has 6 exons.
CAAGUGGAUACGACCGAUGGCGGCGCGAUCGUACGUGGCCGAGCUCUCGGCGCUCUUCGCCGCCGACCCCGACAUCGAUGAGAUUGGCUUGAUCUACCUCGAGGACCCGGCCGAGGCCUUCGUGCUGAAGGACCACAAGCUCGGGAUUGCGCUCGACAUGCUGCCAGCGCUGCACCGCGAGGCGAAAGACGUCUUCUUCGCCGCACGCCGAUCCAACGACGUCGACCGGAUCCGCGAGGCGACACGCUGCAUGCUCCUCGUGUGCGCCGACUUUUACACGGCAUGGAACGCCCGGAAGCAGCUGCUUGUCCAAGGGCUCUUGUCGCUGCGUGACGAAAUCACCUUUAUCAACGUCGUGCUGAGCCACCACUCGAAGAGCAUCGACACAUGGGCGCACCGGCGCUGGGUUCUGGACCGACUUGUGGCGACGACGCCGCUCACAGCCUCGUUCUUGAGUGACGAGCUUGCGCUGUGUCUUCGCCUCACAGAGCAGUACCCGCGCAACUACCACGCAUGGUCCUACCGCUACCGCGUCUGCUGCCACUUGUCGCCCGCGGCCCUCGUGCAGGAGCUCGAUACGAACCGAGCGUGGUGUGAGCGCCACGUCGCCGACCAUUCGGGCUGGAACCACCGGCAGCUGCUGCUCGCGCGCCUCCUUCCGUCCGAAACGCUGCUUGAGGACGAGUUUGCUUUCCAUACGCCACUGCUGCGGCUCUUUCCGGGCCGAGAAGCGCUGUGGUGCCACCGCCGAGCGCUUCUACACGCCUUCCUCACGACCGCCCCGCGUCCGUGCGCCGCGGCCAUGGAAGCAUGGUGCGCGCGUGCAACGGUCUCUGCGGGCCACGUGCACCUGAGCGAUGCGCCGGCCGACGACGCGACCUUCGGUUUUGUGGCACGCGAGUUGCUUCUCGCGGUUCAGUUGCCAGAUGCUAACGGUCUUGAAACGCGGUACCUCAUUUACGCCCUCGAAGCCAUCAUGAUGGGCGAGUCAAUGUCGCCACAUGUGCGCGAGCUCCACGCGACGCUCUGCCAGACAUUGGCCGCCGCGGACCCGACGCACAGCAACCUGUGGCAAGCCAAGGCGACCACUUAGAUCUGAGUUUUGUCGUCGUGCUCCAACAUCGGACAACUUUAGCAGCAUACGAGCAUGUGAAUAUGGAGCAAACCGA